GGAGGGGGCGGCCGGUCGCCCGGCGGCGACUCCGGGCCCCGGCCGCCACCAUGGGUUUCGAGUUGGACCGCUUCGACGGCGACGUGGACCCGGAUCUGAAGUGCGCGUUGUGCCACAAGGUCCUGGAGGACCCGCUGACCACCCCGUGCGGCCACGUAUUCUGCGCCGGCUGCGUGCUGCCCUGGGUAGUGCAGGAGGGCAGUUGCCCCGCGCGUUGUCGCGGUCGCCUAUCAGCCAAGGAGCUCAACCACGUCCUGCCGCUCAAGCGUCUCAUCCUCAAGUUGGACAUCAAGUGCGCGCACGCGGCGCGGGGCUGCUGCCGAGUGGUCAAGUUGCAGGAUUUGCCCGAGCACCUGGAGCGCUGUGACUUUGCGCCCGCGCGCUGCCGCCACGCGGGCUGCGGCCAGCUGCUGCUGCGACGCGACGUGGAGGCCCACAUGCGCGACGCGUGCGACGCGCGGCCGGUGGGCCGCUGCCAGGAGGGCUGCGGGCUGCCUCUGACGCACGGCGAGCAGCGUGCGGGCGGCCACUGCUGCGCGCGGGCUCUGCGGGCGCACAACGGCGCGCUGCAGGCCCGCCUGGGCGCGCUGCACAAGGCGCUCAAGAAGGAGGCGCUGCGGGCGGGCAAGCGCGAGAAGUCGCUGGUGGCGCAGCUGGCUGCGGCGCAGCUCGAACUGCAGAUGACCGCGCUGCGCUACCAGAAGAAGUUCACCGAGUACAGCGCGCGCCUCGACUCGCUCAGCCGCUGCGUGGCCGCGCCGCCAGGCGGCAAGGGUGAAGAGACCAAAAGCCUGACUCUUAUCCUGCAUCGGGACUCUGGCUCCCUGGGGUUCAAUAUCAUCGGUGGCCGGCCCUGUGUGGACAAUCAAGAUGGAUCCUCCAGUGAAGGAAUCUUUGUAUCCAAAAUAGUUGACAGUGGGCCUGCAGCCAAGGAAGGAGGCCUGCAAAUUCAUGACAGGAUUAUUGAGGUCAAUGGCAAAGACUUAUCCCGAGCAACUCAUGACCAGGCUGUGGAAGCUUUCAAGACAGCCAAGGAGCCCAUCGUGGUACAGGUAUUGAGGAGGACACCUCGAACCAAAAUGUUCACGCCUGCUUCUGAGUCCCAGCUGGUAGACACAGGCACCCAAACCGACAUCACCUUUGAGCACAUCAUGGCCCUGACAAAGAUGUCCUCUCCCAGCCCACCUGUGCUGGAUCCCUACCUGCUGCCCGAAGAGCACCCCUCAUCCCACGAGUACUAUGAUCCGAAUGACUACAUGGGGGACAUCCAUCAGGACAUUGACAGGGAAGAGCUGGAGCUGGAGGAAGUGGGCCUCUACAGGAUGAACAGCCAGGACAAGCUGGGCCUUACUGUGUGCUACCGGACGGAUGACGAAGACGACAUUGGCAUUUAUAUAAGCGAGAUUGACCCUAACAGCAUUGCAGCCAAGGAUGGACGCAUCCGUGAAGGAGACCGCAUCAUCCAGAUUAAUGGCAUAGAGGUACAGAACCGUGAAGAGGCUGUGGCACUUCUAACCAGUGAAGAAAACAAGAACUUUUCAUUGCUGAUUGCAAGGCCUGAACUCCAGCUGGACGAGGGCUGGAUGGAUGAUGACCGGAACGACUUUCUGGAUGACUUACACAUGGACAUGCUUGAGGAACAGCACCACCAGGCCAUGCAGUUCACGGCCAGUGUGCUCCAACAGAAGAAGCAUGAGGAAGAUGGUGGGACCACAGACACAGCUACCAUCUUAUCCAACCAGCACGAGAAAGACAGCGGGGUGGGGCGGACGGAUGAGAGCACCCGCAACGAUGAGAGCUCCGAGCAAGAGAACAACGGUGAAGAUGCCACGGCGUCCUCCAACCCGCUGGCGGGCCAGAGGAAGCUGACCUGUAGCCAGGACACCCUGGGCAGUGGCGACUUGCCUUUCAGCAAUGAGUCCUUCAUCUCUGCAGACUGUACCGAUGUGGACUACCUGGGCAUCCCAGUGGAUGAGUGUGAGCGUUUUCGCGAGUUGCUGGAGCUCAAGUGCCAGGUGCAGAGCACCAGCCCCUACAGCCUGUACUACCCCAGCAGCCCACUGGAUGCUGCUGGCAAGAGCGACCCCGAGAGCGUGGACAAGGAGCUGGAGCUACUCAAUGAGGAGUUGCGCAGCAUCGAGCUGGAGUGCCUGAGCAUCGUGCGUGCACACAAGAUGCAGCAGCUCAAGGAGCAGUACCGCGAGUCCUGGAUGCUGCACCACAGCGGCUUCCGCAACUACAAUACCAGUGUGGAUGUGCGCCGCCACGAACUCUCGGACAUCACCGAGCUGCCGGAGAAGUCAGACAAGGAUAGCUCAAGCGCCUACAACACUGGGGAGAGCUGCCGGAGUACCCCACUCACCCUGGAGAUCUCCCCGGACAACUCCCUGAGGAGAGUGGCCGAGGGCAGUAGUGAAGGGGCCACGGCCAACAUCGAAGCUUACAGGCCGUCCACUAAGAAUCUGCUCGCCAUCACUGAGGAUCCCGAAAUAAGCACCCCAAACUACAGCCCUAGCGCCAAAGAGUUGGAUCCCAGCCAGGGCUUGGAGAGCAAAGAGCGCCGAGUUAACGAUGGUAGCAGGAGCCCCACUGCCAGCCCGAAGCUGGGCAGUGCCUAUCUGCCCUCAUACCACCACUCCCCGUACAAGCACGCUCACAUCCCAGCACACGCUCAACACUACCAGAGCUACAUGCACCUGAUCCAGCAGAAGUCGGCAGUGGAGUAUGCGCAGAGCCAGAUGAGCCUGGUGAGCAUGUGCAAGGACUUGAACUCUUCUAACUCGGCUGAACCCAGGAUGGAGUGGAAAGUGAAGAUCCGCAGUGAUGGGACACGCUACAUCACCAAGAGGCCUGUGCGUGACAGACUGCUGCGGGAGCGUGCGCUGAAGAUCCGAGAGGAGCGCAGUGGCCUGACCACGGAUGAUGACGCCAUGAGCGAGAUGAAGAUGGGGCGCUACUGGAGCAAGGAGGAGCGCAAACAGCAUCUGGUGAAGGCCAAGGAACAGAGGCGGAGGCGCGAGUUCAUGAUGCAGAGCAGGCUGGAUUGCCUGAAGGAGCAGCAGGCAUCUGACGACCGGAAGGAGAUGAACAUCCUGGAACUGAGUCACAAAAAGAUGAUGAAGAAGAGGAACAAAAAGAUCUUUGACAAUUGGAUGACCAUCCAAGAACUCUUAACCCAUGGCACAAAAUCGCCAGACGGCACUAGGGUAUACAAUUCCUUCCUGUCCGUGACUACUGUAUAACUCUCACUUGUGUACAUACGAGAGAGCACUACCGUUGGGGUAGACAUCCCUGCCUCGUUCAAUGCGGCAAGUUUUUGUAUAUAUAAGCCCGGUCAUCUUGUUGAUAGUCUAAAUUUUCCACUCCUACAACUUUGGGUGUCCUGGCUCUGUUUUCAGUGGAGGGAAAAAUACACCCUUACUCUCUUAGAAGGCAAUAUUAACAAGCAGCUUU
This is a messenger RNA of Acomys russatus (golden spiny mouse), 3453 nucleotides long. It is a transcript of the gene Pdzrn3, whose product is annotated as PDZ domain containing ring finger 3. Gene Ontology annotation, cellular component: neuromuscular junction. Gene Ontology annotation, molecular function: ubiquitin protein ligase activity; protein binding; zinc ion binding. NCBI's taxonomy places the organism in Eukaryota, Metazoa, Chordata, Mammalia, Rodentia, Muridae. The coding region runs from base 51 to 3242 and encodes 1063 amino acids. The record is from RefSeq and is a predicted model, not a curated record. Gene Ontology annotation, biological process: neuromuscular junction development; protein ubiquitination. The transcript is spliced from 10 exons.